AUGGUAGUGCAGGACGUAGUGAGGCACUAUGGUAGGAAAGGAGUGAAACCUAGUUGUCUGAUGAAGAUAGACUUGCAGAAAGCCUAUGAUACUGUGGAUUGGCAGUUUCUGAGAGAAAUGAUGGAAUACUUGGAGUUUCCAGUGCAGUUUGUUAAUAUAGUAAUGGAAUGUGUCACUACACCUAUGUUUUCUUUGAUGAUCAAUGGCUCAAUGCAUGGUUUUUUCAAAUCCCAGAGAGGUUUGAGACAGGGUGAUCCCAUCUCCCCUCUUCUUUUUGUUAUCUGCAUGGAGUAUUUGUCAAGGAUAUUGCAGAAGAUGAGUGCCUUGUCACAGUUUCAGUUUCAUCCUAGAUGCAAAGAGGUUAGGCUCACUCACCUAUGCUUUGCUGAUGAUUUGAUUCUGUGCUGCAAAGGUGAAUAUCCUUCAAUUUAUCUGCUCUUGCAAGCUUUUAAGUUGUUUUCUAACUCUUCUGGUUUGAAAGCCAAUCAUCAGAAAUCAUCCAUAUAUUGUCAUGGAAUGUCUGAUGGUGAUGUUCAGAGGGUAGUGGAUGCUUCUGGUUUUGUCAGAAGCACCUUACCAUUUAAAUAUUUGGGAGUUCGCAUCUGUUCCAAAAAGAUUUCUGCAGCUCAGUGUGGGGUUUUGGUGGAUAAGAUGAUUACUAGGAUAAAAAUAUGGAGUUCUAGGAACCUUUCCUACACAUCUAGAAUGCAGUUAGUUAAUUCUGUCGUGCUUAGCUUGCAUAUGUACUGGACUCAGAUAUAUGUGCUCCCAAAGAGUGUUCUUCAAGAUAUUGUGAAGAUUUGCAGGGCUUUCCUUUUGAGUGGCCAUGCUUACAGUAGUAAACCAAGCAGCAUUGUCUGGGAAAGAAUUUGUUGUGACAAGCAGAGUGGUGGAUUGGGAUUUAGAGAUGUCCUGUUAUGGAAUAUUGCUAGUAUAGGCAAAUAUGUUUGGGCUUUGGCCACUAAACAGGACAAUGUCUGGAUUAAGUGGGUUACCUCAGUUUACUUAAAGGAUGGGGAAUGGUGGGAUUAUCAGCCUAACAAUACAGCUAGCUGGUAUUGGAAACAGGUAUGCAGUACUAAAGAGAAGCUCAAACUGGUGUUUACUGAAGCAGAAUUUGGUGCAAUGUCUAAAUAUUCUGUGAAGCAAGUCUAUAACAAGCUGGCAGGUAAUAGACCUAAGGUCCAUUGGGACAGAUUGGUGUGGAAUAGGCUUAAUACCCCAAAGCACAGGUUUAUUUCUUGGCUAGCAAUCCAAUCCAGGUUGCAAACUACAGCUAAAAUGGCUAAAAUUGGUAUCAGCAGCUCUGCAAGUUGGUUAAUUUGUGGACAGAAGGAUGAGGAUCAUCACCAUCUUUUCUUUGAUUGUUCCUACAGCAAGCAAUGUUUGGUUGCAAUGAAGGCAUGGUUGGGAAUUAACACUACUGCUGUUGAUUUACAUCAGUUAUAUAGAAGCAUCAAGCAUGGAAGACACUCUAAAUUCAGAAAGCAGGUAUACUAUGCAGCAAUUGUGGCACUGGUGUACUUAAUCUGGAGAUGCAGGAACACUAGUCUAUGGGAUCAGUUGGUUCCUGCUGUUAAAGUUACAGUUGGUACUUUGAAGCAAACUGUGAAGAGUAGAAUUCAAGCAAUCUUGCCUAAAUAUGUAAACAGGAAAGACAAUAGUUGGUUUGUGAGCUUAUAA
This is a messenger RNA of Spinacia oleracea (spinach), 1683 nucleotides long. RefSeq lists its product as uncharacterized. The transcript has a single exon. Bases 1 to 1683 code for a protein of 560 amino acids. Lineage: Eukaryota; Viridiplantae; Streptophyta; Magnoliopsida; Caryophyllales; Amaranthaceae. The record is from RefSeq and is a predicted model, not a curated record.